This is a messenger RNA of Dermatophagoides pteronyssinus (European house dust mite), 4364 nucleotides long. Its product is annotated as vascular endothelial growth factor receptor kdr-like. Gene Ontology annotation, molecular function: ATP binding; transmembrane receptor protein tyrosine kinase activity. Gene Ontology annotation, cellular component: signaling receptor complex; plasma membrane. NCBI's taxonomy places the organism in Eukaryota, Metazoa, Arthropoda, Arachnida, Sarcoptiformes, Pyroglyphidae. The record is from RefSeq and is a predicted model, not a curated record. Gene Ontology annotation, biological process: multicellular organism development; cell surface receptor protein tyrosine kinase signaling pathway; positive regulation of kinase activity.
CAAUUUUGUUGUUGUUUGUUUGUUUCAUCGAUUAAUCCUUUUUUUCUUCUAAUUCAAAAAAAAUAAUGUUGUUUUCAAUCAAUUAUCAUCAUAUAUCGAUUGUUUGGACAAUUCUUACCUUUGUUGCUGGUGUCCCGAAUACAUUAUCCAUUCGUCAUCAUUUUGAUGAUAAUCAUCAAAAUGAUCAUUAUAUCAUUGAAUCACCACAAUCACAACCAUCACCACCAUCAUCAAUAUCAAAUUCGAAUGAAAUUAGUGUCUAUAUGCCAACAUGGACAACAAUAUCACCGAAAAUUGUUCUUAUAUCACAUCAAAUCGAUAGUGGUAGUAAUAGCGAUACAAUCGAUAUUUCAGCAAAAAGUACAAUACAUUUACGUUGUACCGGACAACGAAAACUUUAUUGGACAUUUCCGAAUAAUCGACUAGAACCAUUUGAACAAUCGGCAAAUAUCAGUAUAAUCAACAGUUGUGAUUAUGAUGAUGGUAUUAACGAUGAUAAUAAUGACGAUGAUGAAUCCGAUAAACGUAACUCUAAUCAUCAUCGUAUUGAUUUUUUAUGGACAAAUAAAUGUAAAAGUGAUGUAAUUAUCUAUGAUGUUCAAUAUUAUAUGACUGGAUUUUAUUUAUGUCAUUAUAAUCAACAACAACAAUCAGAAUCGACGAUUAGUAAUGAUGGAAAUCAUCAAUUAACUGAAAUUUAUAAUCAACCAUCAUCAUCAACAACAACAAAAAAAAUAUCACAUGAUUCAAUCGAUAAAAUAUUUAUAUUUAUAAAUGAUCCUGAACAUUUAAUUGUACCAUAUGAAAAUGUUGAAGAAUAUAUGUUUUUAGCAUUAUUUCAAUCAUAUCCGGCAACAAUACCAUGUCGUCCAACAUAUUCAAAAGCUGAAGUUACAUUAUGGAAAGAAUCGGAUAAUAAUCAGUAUCAGUAUCAAUUAAUACAGAUAAAACCAAAUUCAUCAUUAGGUAUUACAUAUGAUCCACGUAAAGGUUUUCAUUUUGAUUAUCCACGUUGGGAUAGUAGUGUUUUGGAAUGUCGUUAUCGUAUUAAUAUUACUGAUAAUAACAACGGACAAUAUCAACAAUAUGAAGCUAAAUCAACAAUUAGUCUUCAUUGGUCAAUUCUACCAAUCGAAUUACAUCCAAUUAUUGAUGAUCAACAAGCACGUCAUAUUUUCAUCAACGAUACAUUUACAUUGAGGUGUUUUGUUCAUAUUGAUAUUGGUGUUAUUAUUGUUGUUGAUUGGGAUUAUCCUCAACAACAACCAAAUCAAACAAAACGAAUCUUAAAAUCAUCAGCCGAAACAACCAGACAAUUAGUUAAUAAUAAUAGUUAUGAUACAGUUGCUAUUAAUAUAACUGUUUUUAAUGCAACCAAAAAUGAUGAAGGUAUUUAUCGUUGUAAUGCAACCGAUGGUAAUGGUCGUACAUUUUCGGCAACCAAACGUAUUGUUAUAUUCGAUGAACAUCUUGUAUCAUCGGUGAAUUUUACAAAAGAUUUUCAUGAACCAAUCAUUGGUGAAUGCGAUCAUGAUAUUCAUUUUACUAUUCAAGCAUAUGCAUUUCCUGAUAUAAGUUUUAUUAAUCUUUUCUGGUAUAAAGAUAAUAAUCCAUUACUGAUCAAUACAAAUGAUUCACAUAUACAAAUGAAUUUAAUGAAUUUUUCGGAUGAAAAUCAAACACAAAUUACAUUGUAUAUUAUAUCGGCUCGUCCAUCCGAUAGUGGUGUGUAUACACUUGUUGGACAAACAUCAUGGUCAUCAUCACAACAACAACAACAACAAAAUGAAUCAAUAACCAAUAAAAUUUCAAUACCUGUUUAUAUUGAAGGUGAUAUAGAAAUUUUAAUUGAAAAUCAUCAAAAUUUUUAUCAACUUAAUCAUACAUAUGAAUUAUUAUGUAAAAGUUAUGGAUAUCCACAUCCAUCAAUACAAUGGCAAUGGCAUCCAUGUGAAACAGUUCAUUCAUGUUUGAAUGAUGAUGAUCAUAAUGAUGAUAAUCAAAUCAAAUGGUAUAAUAUUACAACUUCAUCUUCGAUGUUAAAUCAAGAUAAUGAUGCUAAAAUUAUUCGAAUCAAUAAUGAAACUAUUGUUCCAUAUUUAAAUAAAUCACGUUUAGCAUUAAAAGCUCAACAAUCUGGUGUUUAUCGAUGUUUAUCUACAUUGAUCAAUAUGAACAACGAUAACAAUCAUACGAUUGUAAAACAUCAAGAAAUACCAUUUAUUGUAAUGGAUGAUGAAGAUUUAUUUAAAAUUACAUCAUCAACAAAUGAACCAACAGUUAAUGAUACAAUAAUAUUAACAUGUAAAGCAAGUGUUUAUCGUUAUUCACAAUUAUGGUGGGUUAAUACACGUUUGGAUACUGAUGUUAUUAAUCCAGUGAAUGUAAAUACAAUGUUGGAACAGAAAAAUCAAUCUAAUGAUCCAUUAAUUGAAUCAAUAAGUUUAUCGAAUGAUCAAAAUGAAUAUUCUCUGAGUUCAACAUUAAUAUUAACAUCGGUUACAUUGAAUCAUAGUUCAUUGUUUACAUGUGAAGCAGUUCUACUAUUUGAUGCAUUAAAAAUUGAAAGAAAAGAAUUUUUCCUAGAUGUUAAAGAAAUAACAUCACCAAUAAUUAUUGAAACAAAUAUGAAUGAAUCGAUUAUUGAAGAAGAAUAUAAUUCACAAACAGAAUUACGUUGUUAUAUUGAAGGAAGACCACGACCAAAAAUUGAAUGGUAUCGAAAUGAUCAACCACUACAAUUUGAUCAUCAUGAUUCUGGUGUAAGAAUUUAUGAUAAAGGACAACGAAUUGUUUUUACACGUUUAUUGGCAAAAGAUUCUGGUCUUUAUGUUUGUCGUGGUAGAAAUCGUGGUGGUGAAGUUACCUGUGCUGUUUUGUUAAAAGUAAUCGGUAAUAUGGAUCAUACAUCAAUAGAUCUAUUACCUAUUAUUGUUUAUUCAAUAAUGGGUGCUAUUACAAUUAUAAUGGCAUGUUUGAUUGGUAAACGUAUUCGUGAUGAAAAAUUACAACGACGUGAAUUGGAAUUCUUUUCGAAAACAUUAUUCGAACAAGGACAGAUGCAAUUAUUUAAUCCGGAUAUGCCAUUGGAUGAACAAAUUGAUUUAUUACCAUAUGAUUCACGUUUUGAAUUUCCAAAAGAACGGCUUAUAUUAGGACGUACAUUAGGACAAGGUGCAUUUGGUCGUGUGGUGAAAGCACAGGCAAUCGGUUUGGAUGAAUCAGAUGAAUCAGAAUCAACAACUGUUGCCGUAAAAAUGCUUAAAGAACGUGCCGAUUCUAAUCAACGUAAAGCAUUGAUGGCUGAAUUGAAAAUACUCAUACAUUUAGGACGACAUUUGAAUAUUGUUAAUUUGUUGGGAGCGGUGACAAAAAAUCUUGUCAAAGGAGAAUUAUUAGUUAUUGUUGAAUAUUGUCAAUUUGGAAAUCUAAGACAUUAUCUUAUUGCUAAUCGUGAUAAUUUUAUUAAUCAAUUGAAUCCAUUGAAUGGGAAAAUAGAUCGAUCGAUUAUUCGAAAUGGUGUUGGUAUUCAACAACAAUCUGUUUUAUAUCAAAAUGUUGAUAUUCUAACACCAUCAACACCGGAUUCACCAAAUAAUAAAGAUCGUUUUGAUUAUUUUAUUGCAAAUAAUAAUAAUGGUUGUAAUGGUAUUAGUUAUGUUGAUCUAUUACAUCGACAACAACAACAAUUAACAAUGACAAAUAGUAAUGGUGAUUAUAUUAAUACAACAAAUUCUCAAUACACAAUCAAUAAUGGCAUAAUGAAUCAGGUUGUAUCGAAUACAACAGGUAUUGCUUAUUAUAAUGCUAAUUAUGGUAAUCUUGGUAUCGGUAAUUCAAAUAAUAAAAAUUCAAACAUUGGAAAUGGUCAACCAUCAGGAAAACGUUCAUCAACAUCGAAUCGAUUUCAACGACAAUGGUCAUCAAUAUCACAACGAAGACAAGGUCGUACAGUUACAACAUCCGAUUUAAUUUGUUGGGCAUUUCAAUGUUCAAGAGGUAUGGAUUAUCUUACAAUGAGAAAGUUAAUACAUCGAGAUUUAGCUGCACGUAAUGUAUUAUUAGCAAGUAAUAAUGUAGUGAAGAUUUGUGAUUUUGGAUUGGCUAAAGAUGUUUAUAAAUAUGAUAAUUAUAUAAAAAAAGAUGAUGGUCCAUUACCAAUAAAAUGGAUGGCAAUCGAAUCGAUAAGUGAUAAAAUUUUCACAUCAAAAAGUGAUGUUUGGUCAUAUGGUAUAUUAUUAUGGGAAUUGUUUACAUUGGGUAAAACACCAUAUCCAGGUGUUGAAAUUGAUGAAGAAUUUUAUAAACGAUUAAAAAAUGGUUAUCGUAUGGAAAAACCGGAUUAUGCAAGUGAAGAAAUGUAA